AUGAUUUCCUUGCAGGUGCAGCCCUUACCGCACGAACAGUUGCCAUCGCAGGCCAACACCAACUCUUUGGGUCCGCCAAUCAUUUUUGCACAGAUUUUGCUUCCAGUAUUGAAGUCAAUUGUCAGCAGUGGGUCCGGCAAUCAAUUAGACUCCGGAGACUUUUAUAGCCAGACAAUCACAAUGACGUUAAACAUGGGACCCAAUGUUUCCUUAGGGAUUUGCGACGAGUCGACCACUGAUGGCACUCUUCAUUUCGGUGAUAAUGUCUUGGAUUCGUUGGACAAAUGCUGGCAAAUGGAGCCCAAAAUGAAAGAACCCUAUUAUGAAUGCCUGAACCAGAAAAUGGAUAAUCAAACUAAUAAUUCAAGUGAUGGACAGAUAGAGCACAAGAAUAAUAACCAGGAAAUGGAUACUGAUAUCGAUAAGGGUCUGAAAAUGUUGGAUUGUCUGAAACAAGUGAUGAAUGUAUCGAUCAAUUCAACCAACGAUCGAGAAAUUCUAGACCUUUUGUGCGAUAAAUCUCUGCGUAAAGAGUCGUUUGAAUCGGAAGACGGAAAUGAGACACAAAAAGUGGUCCAAUAUUUCCAAUUUGAUUUAACUGUUGAUUCCAUAAUACAAAAGUGUCAAAAGUCUAAUAAAAUAAAAGUCAAAGAUUUUUACGGCAGUUUAGCGGCCGAUAAACUGCGAGACGUUGUGGUAAACAAUAAGACUGUCAACUGA
Messenger RNA from Medioppia subpectinata, 720 nucleotides. The record is from the annotation of a GenBank genome assembly. NCBI's taxonomy places the organism in Eukaryota, Metazoa, Arthropoda, Arachnida, Sarcoptiformes, Oppiidae.